AUGGAAGUGACCAACAAUGUCACUGAGUUUAUAUUCUUGGGACUGUCCCAAGAACCUAAAAUGCAAUUAAUGUUCUUUGCUCUCUUUCUCCUCUUCUACAUCGUGAUCGUGGUGGGAAAUCUGCUCAUCUUGCUCACAGUGUUUUUGGAUCCCCGGCUCCAGACACCCAUGUAUUUCUUCCUCAGUAACCUAUCCUUUGUGGACAUUGCCUACUCCUCAGCCACGGCACCUAAGAUGAUUGCAGACUUUGUUUCUGAGAAGAAAACUAUUUCCUACUGGGGCUGUGUAACUCAGAUGUUUACCUUCCAUUUCUUCGGCUGUGCCGAAAUUUUCGUUUUGACUGUCAUGGCUUUUGACCGUUAUGCUGCCAUCUGCCAACCCCUCCGUUACACCACCAUCAUGAGCGCCAAUGCGCGCGCUGUGCUGGCUUCACUGUCCUGGCUGGGGGCCUUGGGCCAUUCCUUUGUUCAGACCCUCCUGACCUUUCAGCUGCCCUUCUGCCACGCCCGAGUCAUUGACCACUACUUCUGUGAUGUCCACCCAGUCCUAAAACUUGCCUGUGCUGAUACAACCCUGGUAAAUAUGCUAGUGAUUGCCAAUAGUGGUCUCAUCUCCCUAGGGUGUUUCCUCAUUCUUUUGGCCUCCUACACGGUAAUUUUAUUUAGUCUUCGGAGGCGGUCUGCAGAGAGCCGGCGCAAGGCUCUCUCCACCUGUGGAUCUCAUCUGACUGUAGUCACUUUCUUCUUUGUCCCUUGUAUCUUUAUUUAUCUCCGUCCAUCCACUACCUUCCCACUGGAUAAGGCUGUGUCUGUGUUCUAUACAACCAUCACCCCAAUGCUAAACCCACUCAUCUAUACUCUGAGGAAUGAGGAUGUGAAGAAGGCCAUGAAGCGGCUGUGGGAUCGCAAGGUCUCCUUGAAGGAAAAGCAGAAGGGAUAG
Messenger RNA from Choloepus didactylus (southern two-toed sloth), 939 nucleotides. RefSeq names its product olfactory receptor 4S2-like. The record is from RefSeq and is a predicted model, not a curated record. Gene Ontology annotation, biological process: G protein-coupled receptor signaling pathway. The coding region runs from base 1 to 939 and encodes 312 amino acids. Gene Ontology annotation, molecular function: G protein-coupled receptor activity; olfactory receptor activity. The transcript has a single exon. Gene Ontology annotation, cellular component: membrane. Lineage: Eukaryota; Metazoa; Chordata; Mammalia; Pilosa; Megalonychidae.